Molecule: messenger RNA, 1380 nt
Organism: Solanum pennellii
Lineage: Eukaryota; Viridiplantae; Streptophyta; Magnoliopsida; Solanales; Solanaceae
Product: proline transporter 2-like
Exons: 6
Coding region: 105-1247 (380 amino acids)
Cellular component (GO): plasma membrane
Source: RefSeq, a predicted model, not a curated record
UGUGUUUUUAUGUUUUCCAAAAUGUAGAUUCAUGGUUUCAGGUGGGACUUGUUCUCACGACUACUGUCAAUUGUGCUUAUGCACUAGGAUAUGCUGGCACAAUCAUGGUUCCUCUGGGUUGGAUUGGUGGUGUUACUGGUAUGGUUUUAUCUACAAUCAUAUCAUUAUAUGCCAGUACUCUUAUGGCCAAGAUCCAUCAAUAUGGAGAAAAAAGGCAUAUCAGAUAUAGAGAUCUUGCAGGAUUUAUGUAUGGAUACAGAGCUUAUGCCAUUGUUUGGGGAUUACAGUAUGCAAAUCUUUUCUUGAUAAAUAUUGGAUUCAUCAUUUUGGGUGGACAAGCCUUAAAGGCUUUCUAUCUUCUCUUUAGGGAGGAUCAUGAGAUGAAGCUUCCAUACUUCAUCAUAAUCGCUGGAUUAGCGUGCGUGUUUUUCGCUGUUUCUGUGCCCCAUUUGUCAGCUCUAGGUGUUUGGAUGGCAGUUUCCACAUUCCUCAGUAUAGUGUAUUUCUCAAUAGCCUUUGCUUUGUGUCUUAAAGAUGGUAUUAAUGCUCCUCCUAGGGACUAUAGCAUUCCAGGAUCCUCCUCUAGUAUAACUUUUACAACUAUUGGUGCAGCUGCAAGUCUUGUUUUUGUAUACAACACAGGAAUGAUCCCAGAGAUCCAGGCUACUGUUAGAGCACCGGUUGUUGACAACAUGUUGAAAGCCCUAUAUUUUCAGUUUACUAUAGGAGUUGUGCCAGUGCAUGCUGUUACUUACAUGGGGUAUUGGGCGUAUGGAUCUAAAUCAUCGUCUUAUUUGCUCUACAAUGUCAGCGGCCCUGUUUGGCUGAGGGGAUUAGCCAACAUUGCUGCUUUCAUCCAAUCCAUCAUUACGUUGCACAUAUUUGCAAGUCCAACAUACGAGUAUUUGGAUACUAAAUAUAGAAUAAGUGGAAGUGUACUGGCUUUUCGCAACCUGUCAUUCAGAACAGUAGUUAGAGGUGGUUAUCUAGCGAUCACCAUUUUUCUAUCUGCUCUGUUACCUUUUCUUGGAGAUUUCAUGAGCUUCACCGGCGCUAUCAGUACAAUUCCACUCACAUUUAUUCUUCCAAAUCACAUGUACAUGAGGAAGCAAAUUUCGUCUUUACAAAAAAGCUGGCACUGGUUCAACAUUGUCUUUUUUAGUUGCCUAGCUGUUGCUGCAUUAGUUGCUGCUGUAAGACUUAUUGCCAUGGACUCGAAAACUUACCAUGCGUUCGCAGAUUUAUAACUCAUUUGAUGUUUACCUGGAUGAGAAUGUGUAUCAUGUUACGUUGUUAGUUGUAUUCAAACAUUGUAGCUUCUCUGUUAGAAUAAGAUAUUUAUGACUUUCCCCUCUUUAAACAGGUAAAUAUUUGAUCAUG